Messenger RNA from Prunus armeniaca (apricot), 183 nucleotides. NCBI's taxonomy places the organism in Eukaryota, Viridiplantae, Streptophyta, Magnoliopsida, Rosales, Rosaceae. The record is from the annotation of a GenBank genome assembly.
AUGUCACGGAGAGACUCAUUGGCUACUGAUGAGAGGCUUAAUGCUCUAGAAGAAGAGGUACGGCUUCUGUGGGCUGCAUCAAGAAAGUACAACUUCGAUCUUCAUGUUUUAGAGUCUAAAGCACAAGAUGAUGAGGAUAGACUCGAAACGGUUGCCUCUCAGGCUCCAAAGGUCAUGCACUGA